GCCGGGCUCCGUCUCCCUCCUCCCUCCGUCUCUCUCCCCCUCCCCCUUUCCGGCUCAGCCCCACGUCACCAGGAGACCAGACGGGGGACAUCAUGGCGGAGCGGAGGAGACACAGGAAGCGGAUCCAGGAAGUGGGAGAGCCAUUCAAAGAAGAGAAGGCUGUUGCUAAAUACCUGCGCUUCAACUGCCCCACCAAGUCUACCAACAUGAUGGGACACAGAGUUGAUUAUUUCAUUGCUUCCAAAGCUGUGGAUUGCCUUUUGGAUUCCAAGUGGGCAAAAGCCAAGAAAGGAGAAGAAGCUCUGUUUACAACUCGAGAGUCGGUAGUGGAUUAUUGUAACAGACUCCUAAAGAAGCAGUUCUUUCACCGAGCACUAAAAGUGAUGAAAAUGAAACCCGACAUAAAGAAAGAAAAGGAAAAAGAGAAAGAGAAAGGAAAGACUGAGAGUGGAAAGGAAGAGGAGAAGAAGAGCAAAAAAGAUAAUGGGAAAGAAGAAAAAGCUAAAAAAGAAAAAGAAAAGAAGAAGGAUGGUGAAAAAGAAGAAAGCAAGAAGGAUGAGACCCCUGGGACACCUAAGAAGAAAGAGACAAAGAGAAAAUUUAAACUUGAGCCUCAUGAAGAUCAAGUCUUUCUGGAUGGAAAUGAGGUAUAUGUAUGGAUCUAUGACCCUGUUCAUUUUAAAACAUUUGCAAUGGGCCUCAUACUUGUGACUGCUGUUAUAGCUGCCACUCUGUUCCCACUGUGGCCUGCAGAGAUGCGUGUGGGAGUUUAUUAUUUGAGCGUAGGUGCCGGCUGUUUUGUGGCAAGCAUCCUUCUCCUGGCAGUUGCCCGUUGCAUCCUCUUCCUUAUCAUCUGGCUGAUAACCGGAGGAAGACAUCACUUCUGGUUCCUACCUAACCUGACCGCUGACGUCGGCUUCAUUGACUCCUUCCGGCCCCUGUACACCCACGAAUACAAAGGACCAAAGGCUGACUCAAAGAAAGAGGAGCGACUAGAACCCAAAAAGCAGACAAAAUCUGACAGUGAAGAGAAAUCUGAUAGUGAGAAAAUGGAAGACGAGGAUGUCAAAGCUGAUGCCCAGGGAGGCUUCAGAUCGCAAGGUUUUGGAGGCGAGCGGAAUUCGGAUACGGACAGUGACAGGCGGGAAGACGACCGGUCGCAGCACAGUAGCGGCAAUGGGAAUGAUUUUGAAAUGAUCACAAAAGAGGAGCUUGACCAGCAGACUGAUGAAGGGGAUUGUGAAGAAGAAGAGGAAGAAGAAGAGGAGGAGGAGGUGGAGGAACAAGAAACUAGACCUUUACACGAACAGUCAUAAUUCAGCUAUUGUUUGGGACUGAAUCUUGUGCAGAAACAAUUGGAUUUUCUAUGUUGGCUGGUGCACUCUUUUAACAGCGUUUUCUCCCCAUUUGCGAAAGUAUACAGCUUAGCCAAACAUCUUUAUAAAAUAGUUCAUAAUUUGAUUUGCAAACUAAAGGAAACUAUUAACUUGUUUAUCGGUUUUAAAUAAUGUAUGCUUAUCAACAGAUUUGCAAGUUUAGCAACUUGCCAAUCGGUAGACAUUUUGUCUACAGGAGUCAUCAAACAUAUAGAGGAAUAUAGCUCUCUUAUUAGUUUGAUAUUGCAUGUUUUGAGUGAGUAAACAUUUCUGCAAUAGUAAUUUAACACAGUAAUUUUGAAUGAGAAACUCUCCAUUUAUUCUCAGCCGAUUCAUCAGAUUGGUACUUACAACAGACUUUAUUCAGUUCAUUCUACUCUUUAACUGCUAUUAAUCUUCGUAAAGCUAUAAGACUUUAGUUAGAAUGUUUUCGUUCAAAAAGAUAACUUUUUUGCUUAAGACCAACAAAUUACUACUGUUGACUUGGCUGUAGAUUUUUAAGACACUCUUUAAUUGUGUGCAACCAACUUAGGAAAUCCAGUCUGUUCUGUCCAUUUGGUUUGGAACGCAUCAUCUCCAGCAGGUUAAAAAUAAAAGCAAACAAAGCAGCAUAAUUUAGAGAUUAUAGCUGUUGAUUUGACCUGCCCCAUCAUAGUACAAGACAUGUAUUCUGUACAUAACAUAAAAAUAAAGCAAACCCCUAUUUUACCCGUUAGUUUAUUAUUUGGAAGUUUUAUCCAGUUUUCAAUUUGUAUAAUUAAAAGCCAUUUCAGAAUGUAUGUAUGUUAGGACAAUUUCACGAAUCGGUGAGAGUGGCAUCCAGCAGCAGCUCCUGUGCCAACAUUCCAUGUAUUCAAGUUUAACUAAGCGGAUUCUGAUUUCUCAAAAGCAGACAGUGCAGCUCGGUGUAAUGCCUUAAUGUUAAUCUUUUCUUUCUGUUUUGAAACAACAGAGUACUGUAUUUGAUGAGUUGACACUGCCAUGAAAGAGUGUUCACCAGAAGAAUAGGGUUUAAGUUUUAAAAAAUAACAAAAAUCUCAUACAAAAGAUAUAACCAA
Messenger RNA from Thamnophis elegans (Western terrestrial garter snake), 2434 nucleotides. It is a transcript of the gene SEC62, whose product is annotated as SEC62 homolog, preprotein translocation factor. The coding region runs from base 93 to 1316 and encodes 407 amino acids. NCBI's taxonomy places the organism in Eukaryota, Metazoa, Chordata, Lepidosauria, Squamata, Natricidae. Gene Ontology annotation, biological process: post-translational protein targeting to membrane, translocation. The record is from RefSeq and is a predicted model, not a curated record. Gene Ontology annotation, cellular component: endoplasmic reticulum; endoplasmic reticulum membrane. The transcript is spliced from 8 exons.